Molecule: messenger RNA, 1214 nt
Organism: Mollisia scopiformis
Lineage: Eukaryota; Fungi; Ascomycota; Leotiomycetes; Helotiales; Mollisiaceae
Product: MFS general substrate transporter
Exons: 3
Coding region: 12-1214 (400 amino acids)
Biological process (GO): transmembrane transport
Molecular function (GO): transmembrane transporter activity
Source: RefSeq, a predicted model, not a curated record
CGCACUUCAUAAUGAGAGACGCCCAGACAGAACUACAAACAGUGUCCGUCAAUGAAGAACCUCCCAUAACACCACAGCCACUGUUCGACAUCGAUCCACCACCAGAUGGAGGUUAUGGCUGGGUACAAGUAGGCGUGGCAUUCACAAUCAACACAUUCACAUGGGGCCAAACAGCCUCCUACUCAAUCUACCUCGCUCACUACCUCUCCUCCAACCUCUUUCCAACCGCCACCUCCCUCGACUAUGCCUUCAUCGGCGGUCUCCAAUUCGCCAUCUCCCUCCUCAUCGCUCCCGCCGUAACAGUCCUCUCCCGAAAACUCUCCACCCAACCCCCCAUGCUCUUCGGGAUCUUCCUCCAAACCCUCGGCUUCGUGACCGCUUCCUACGCCUCAAAGAUCUGGCAUCUAUACCUCUCCCAAGGCCUUCUGAUCGGUCUCGGCCUAGGCUUCAUUUUCGUGCCCAGUACACCCAUCCUCUCGCAAUGGUUCAGCAAGAAACGCUCCCUCGCGAUCGGGAUCUCGUCUGCGGGCUCAGGAGUCGGGGGACUGCUAUUCUCGUUCGGGAUUCAGGCCAUGAUUGAUUCUAUCUCUUUAGCUUGGUCGUUUAGGAUUACUGCUAUUGUGUGCGGGGUCAUGAAUCUGCUUGCCGUGGCUCUGAUACGGAACCGGAAUGCGGCUGUGAAACCGCCGCAGUUGGGAUUCGAUACUAAGCUUUUGUUGAGAUAUGAUGUUUUGUUGAUGUUGGGUUGGGGAUUUUUGUCCAUGUUGGGUUAUAUCACUCUUCUUUACUCGUUGCCGAAUUUCUCGGAGAGUAUUGGGUUAAAUAAGAAUCAAGCUGCUGCGAUUUCCGCGUACCUGAAUCUGGGAGUCGCUAUUGGGAGGCCUAUGAUUGGGUUGACGAGUGAUAGGUUGGGCAGGAUCGAGGUUGCGGGGUUCAUGACUUUCUUUUGUGGGGUGACCUGUUUUGCGAUUUGGAUUCCGGCGAAGGUUUAUGGCGUUACGAUAUUCUUUGCUAUUAUCAGCGGUGCUGUUGUAGGUGUGUUUUGGAUGACUGUCGCUCCUAUUGCUGUUGAAGUGGCGGGGUUGAGCCAAGUCCCGUCUUUGCUAUCGCUGAUGUGGAUAACGAUAUUCUUGCCUAUUCUAUGUAAGCUCAAGGGAGAUCGAUCUCGAAAUAAUCACAAUUUACUAAUCAAGCUUCAGUUGCUGAAAUUAUAG